This is a messenger RNA of Anopheles funestus (African malaria mosquito), 8663 nucleotides long. RefSeq names its product mucin-17. The transcript has 10 exons. NCBI's taxonomy places the organism in Eukaryota, Metazoa, Arthropoda, Insecta, Diptera, Culicidae. The record is from RefSeq and is a predicted model, not a curated record. The coding region runs from base 593 to 7444 and encodes 2283 amino acids.
AGUAUAAACUGUGGGUGCGUCAAUGUAGGCUGCCGACGAAAUGGUAGCAGGCCAAGGAAGAAAAUUUAGCUCAACUUGCGUUUAAUCAACAACAUUGCUUUGUGCAAAAGGCCAGUGUAGAAAGGUAGCAAUACAACUACAACAGCGAGUCACCUCUGACAAGAACAACCGCGUCCCUUUCAGCAAACCCAACAACCAACGGGAACAUGGUUCGUGAUGAAAACGAAGAAAAACUGUGAGGCUGCCGAAGACGAUAUCCAAGACGGUGGCCAGUGAAUGGCGACAAAAGACGAUGCUAAAGGCGAUAUAUGAUUACUUUUACGAGUGCGUUAAAAUUUACGAAAUACAAAGCAUAAAACAAGCUGUAGUGACAAAAGGGAAAAUAUUAUAUCAAGCGCAGUUGCAGUCCUACCGCUAGUUCCGGAUCAAGUGGAAGCAUCCUAGAUGCUUUGAUCAAACUGUUUGCAACUAGCAAAGCAGGCGUGAUAAAUUGCUGAAACGUUCAGUAGUGUUCGAUUGGCCAACGCAUAAGCAUAGUCUGAGAACAAAAUAAUUUGGAUACAGCAGUGAAGGUGACGGGCCUUUUGGAACUAUGGAGGACGAAUUGAGCGAUGGAGACAUCGUGUGGGUGAAGGUGAGCAACAGCUGGUGGCCGGGAGAGGUGAUGGGCGAUUCACGCCUGUCCGAAGAGUUUCUUUCGUCACUUCGGAAAAAGCCACUGGCAGUGGUGAAAUUUUUCCAGGAGGAUUCCUAUGAGUACGUAAAGAAUCCCAAUUUUAUCUUCAAGUAUAAUUGUCCUCGCAAGAACGAGUUUCUGCGCAAAGGUUUAGAGCAAUAUCGUGCUAAAAUGAAGCACAUGGAAAAAUUUCCAUCGGAUGUGAUGCACGCCGAACGUGUAACGGGGGGUGAUCCGGAUAUUGUUAACUUAACCGAUUUCCAGCCACAGAAAAAGGAGCGCUAUUCAGGUUUAUUUCAAGAUGGACGUUCGUCAAUGGGCAAAGGAAAAAGUCCAAAAGAAAAACCAAGCACUCCCUCGAAAACAUUUGGAACGCCUAUUUCGUUUGGAUCCAGUCGUAAAACGAUGCAUGAGGUUAGGAUUUUAGCGCAACCUUCUAGUGUACCGGCGGACAGUGAUGUUGGCACAACCUUACCAGCAGAGAACGUGUCUCUUACUGGAUCACAAUCGCUACUAGCUUCUCCUGGCCAGGUGUAUCAUUGUUACAAGUGUAACAAUUACAGUGCCAAUCGACAAAAUCUGAUCAUGCUGCACAUAAAGCAUUGUCGAGCAAGCUACACAGCCCCUAGUGGAUUAUCUUCUUCAUCCAUCACAACACCAACGGUACCAACUCGUAAAGUUUCGUACGAAAAAAUGGACGAAUCGGCCGAAGACGAUGACCUCGAACCGGAGAGUAAAAUCGAACAGCCUAGGCGACCGUUACCUACAACAAGCAAGACAAAAUCGUUUGGAACACCUUUCCGGAAUGUAGAACAGUUGGUUCCCUCUAAGGUUGAACCGUCCAGUGAAAAACGAACGAGAGGAGGUCGCAAAACAACAGCUUUGAGCGAAACUCAUAAGCAUAAGAAGACCGCUCGUCGAAGAAAUAAACGGAGUCAAUCACCAGAGCAGGACGAAGACGUAUCGACCGUGGCCAAACUUAACGAAACGGAAGACAAUCGUUCGUCGGUGAAAGUUGAUAAACAAGCGGACAGACAGGAAGAUGAUGGCAAUCGACGGGAUAAAGCAAAUGCGGUAAGCGUUACAACGAGCCGUGAGGAAUCAACACUCGUUGGCAUCAAGAAUAACACAGACGUGAAGCUUAAAAACGAAUUGCUUGCUGACUGGAGCGAAGAUGAACAGGAAGAAGACGAAGGUGCUAAGGGACAGCAGGUGGAUAUGCACUUAGAGGAAGAUAUUCCCGCUGCUGAACAGAAAAUUGGUCCACCAAAAGAUUCUCCACCUGUUAAAACGGUAAAACCAGGAGGCACCAAAAAACAACAAAAAGAAACCAAGCAGGAAAGCAUGAAGCAGACACUGUUAGCGAAGAAAGCGACAAAAAUGGAGGCCAAAAAUGAUGCAAGCACAGUACACGAAAACGAGGAAACCGGUAAAGUAGAGGAAGCGAAAAAAGAUCUGGAAGGUUCGCUGGAGGAUAGUUCAACGGUAGCAGCUGUACAAGUCGUUACAGUUUCAGCAAUAUCCUCUACUAGUGCUACUACAAUAGCUCCAACUGCCGCUACAGUCGCUCCAACCUCAUCACCGCAUGCUACGAUUAAGUAUAGAAACAUCCCGAAAAAGCAAAAGCGUGAAUUCGUCGAGGUCACGAAUGAUGACGUAUCGAUGGUACAGGAAAAGCACACGGUACCAUCGCGUGAAGGAAGUACGGCCAGCAGUUCCUCAACAACUGGUUCCAACGAACUGUGUAUUGGAAAUUCUCAGUCUUCGGCGCCCGCAUUGGCAACCGAGCGCCCCAUUAGUGCUAAGCAGCUGAUACUGAACCGAGCUACCCGGGGAUCUAGUAAAUCCUUAAGUGGAGACGAAAAUACUACAACUACUUCAAUUUCCGCUGAAGACGGUGGUUCAGCGGUCAACAGCACAGAAGGCAACGCCAACAGGGAACAAAAAUCUCAGUUAGAUGACGCGAAAAAGAAAACGGAGUCUUCCUGUUUCGAUUUUAACGAGGAUGAAGAAGAGCGACAACAGCAAAGAGUGUCACAUACGUCUACGACAAUGACAAUGUCGCGAUUAGAUCGCAAACUAGAUCCAGCGGUACGUCAGAAAUCUAUUCCGCUUGAUUCAGAAGCGCAAGAAGCCGAUCGGGAUGUAAAACUGAGUCAAGAAAUUGAUUCGUUACUGUGUGAAAUGGAUGUACCGAAACUACCCGAAGCUUUGAGUGACGUAAUGGCAGUCGUGUCCGAUAAAAUUGACUGCAAUCGUACGCUACCGCCAAAGGAACGAGGCAAACGAAUUUUUAAAACGCGUAACAAAACUGUAGUGAUGACUUCACCUUCGUUGUCACCUAAUCGCAUCGACAACAGUGGUGAAGUCAUUCCAGAAUGUAUUAAUCAAGCAGAGACGGUGCCAGAGGUCAUUGUUGAGUCGCAUCCAGCUGCGAGCACUGUAGCAAAGGAAAAGAGUAAUAAGAAGCAACAAACAUACGAAGAGGAAAAACGUAUUGCAAAGGAUAAGAACGAUCCGAAGAAAGAAGAGGAUCAUCAGAACCCUUCCGUCACGUCGUCGGCAAUGACUGAAGAGAUGAUAGCAAUGGAUGUAGAUCAGCAGCAAUCUGCGAAGAAAAACCGAAAAUCUGAUGAAGUACUACUGCCGGACAGCAGCGGCAAUGGUGAUGCGCCGUUAUCGUCAUCUGUGCGCCGCCAACGUGGCAAGGUGGGUAAAAGUGUUACGGAAACGACGGAAAAACCGAGCGAAUCCGCAUCGUCUUCACGCAAAUCGAAAAGAAAUCGUCGGGAUGUUGCCUCCUUGCAGGAAACCACCCCAUCCAUCCCGAUCACUAACGAUAAGGAUGCUGAUGAGAGCAAUAUCACGGAACGUGUUUCCAAGAAAAUGGUCACGAAUGCUACUUCUUCUUCUUCUGUAACGACUGCUACAGUUGAUGAAACAUUUGCUGACGGCAACACGGUAAUGAAUGAAGCACCACCAUUAAAGAAGCAAUCCGUCGAAACCGUUGUAACACAUUCGCAACCGAGGAAGGAGGAAAGCGUACUGACGAAAAAACCCCCACUCACUCCUCCUAUCUCGAUGGCAUCAAAGCCAACAGCGACGGAUCUGCAAGUGGCGGAAGCAUUAAUCAAUCUUCCUGUUACUGCAUCAGUUCUGCCUCCGGUGACUAGUAGCAGCAGUACAGAUAAAGGUCGCGAAGUAAAAAAUGUACCGAUGAAAAUGAACGAUGCUGGAGAACAACCAAAGGAACCUAAUAAAGUGGCCAGUUCCUCCCAACCAAUAUCGUCCAUUGCGGCAAUAGUAGGACAAAACGCUCCAACUACCAACAGCAGCAGUAGCUUGGUCAAGAGUAUCAACCCUCGUAAGCGCCAUCUUCAAUCGAUGAUGCUUACUACGACAGAGACGACAAACCCACAUUCAAAGACAAUGAUCAUUGCGGUCUCACCUGACAUGUCCAUACCAUCGUUGCCGAAAUCCACGGUAGAAGACGAAACAGCCACUACGAAUGUCGCGGUGUCCACAAAGCAAGACUCUUCAUCCAUUCCAGAGAAGAAUAAACAAAAUGAAUCAACAUUUGCCGAGGAGCAAACAAAGGUGUUGACGGAAAACGAUAAGUUCGACAUCAACAACAUGCCAAUUGUGAUGGAUGAUUCGGAACUGUUGGUGGAUGAAAUGCCAUCUAUGGUUACUGCUGCCGCCAACUCGGUGAUAAAAGGUGUUAACGGCGGCGGAAGUGCCACCAAGAUUGAGUCAUUACAAUCGGCGACAAUGACCUCCUCGAGAGACAAACGGCAAACUACGAUGGCGACUGUGAAAGGUAGUCGUCCCUCCAAGGAGCAAAUUGUGAUAACGAGCAAAGGAACCGUACUAACCGCCUCGACGACAAGCGUAAGUGUUGCGUCGAAGUUUUCCUCCAAACCAUCGGUAUCUGUGACAAGCGCCAUUACGCUUGGUUCCAGCAGUCGGCCCGCUAGUACAACGUCGACGCUACCACCGAACGGUUCUCAACAAACAGUGACCACAUCGCCACCAAAAGCUGCUUCACCGGUAACUACACAAUUAGUAGCACCAAAGAUCAUUCUCGCAGUGAAUCAACUACAUACCACUGCAGGACCCUAUGGGUCAAUUAUCGUGAAGUCCGAUGGAAAAGAAAGUGGCAAGCCGAAGGCGCAAGAUCGUAGGGCCUCCGGUGAUGAUGCAUCGUCCUCCGUCUCUUCAUCCUCCGGCAGCGAUGGGAGCAGUAAGAAAAGUCACCGCGUUCUUAGGCUUACGCCGCAAAAAUUAAAGGAAUUUAGCCGGCUUGGUUACAUAGAGGAUCGGCAAGGCAAGGGCAAAAUGCUUACCAAAAGUGGUAUGCGUCAACUGUACGGGAAGCAAGCGCACCUAAAACAAUUGCAGCCCACAACGAAAAAGAAAGCCGUACCAAUAUCUACGAAGCUCAUUACAACGACGGAAGGUGCUGAUGUGGUUGUGGGAUCAAAUAGCACUAAUAGUGAUCGGGCAUCUCUCCCCGAGGUGGCAUCCUCUGGUAGCAGUGUGGUGAUCGCGGCUGCAGCCGAUUCGUCCGUGCAAGAAUCAUCUGCUACAACUGUUCGCACCGUGAUGGCGGAACCAAGUGUGGCAAACGUCGAUGAGGAAGAGGAAAUGCUUGAUCAGCAUAAUAAGGUAAGCACGGAAAUGGAACUUCCCGCUUCGUCACUCGUCGCCCCAUCCGGAGCUACCAUUCUGCUGGAAAGUUCCCCAUCUAGCAGUGGAACCGGCCCAGCAGAAGUGAUUCUUGGUUCGACAGCCGAGCUAACCAUGGUUGGUGGUUCGAUGACGGAAGCAAGCAGCAGCAGCGGACCGUCGACGGCAACCGGUAGCGGAGGAGUGCAAGAAUCCUCCCAGCUAGUGGCUGUAACGGCUGAGAAUUUCGGUGGUCCGCCACAUCUUUUUUACCUCUGCUCGGUGCGUGAUGAAACCUUCGUGCGCGUCAACGAUGAGCUACUCUACCUGGAUGCCUCAAAUCAGCUUGUUGCUCUACCCGAACAACAUCAGCAACAUCCAUCCCAGCAGCAAGGACAGCAUCAAAGCCAACAGGUGGCCGGCACACUGAACGAAGAUAUUAUCCAUCAGGCGGAGGUAAUCCUACCCACUAUCGGCAGCAAUGGAGCGGAUCUGUCUGGAGAUGGUUCUGGCGAAGUUGGAGGUAAUGCAGCCAUUGUUGAUGCGACUGGCGCGGCGGUAAACGAUGGUACGCAGCAAAGCUUUCUGCUCAACACGCAAGAUGGGCAGCAUAUAAUUCUCGACCAGCAGAGCCUCAUGGCGUUGGCGGCCGGCGGUGAUGCAUCGCACAUUAUAACUGCGGACGGCCAGCAGAUAGUACUGCAAGAAACGGCCCAGGAAUGGUUAGCGGCACUAUCUGCUAGCCAGCAGCAACAGCAAACCGGAACUGUUAGCACGCUGGUUACACCGGAAGGGACGCAAAUCAUUGUGGCGCAUGAAAACGCUGGACUGAUUGAACUGCAAGAACAUCCAGUGUUACUACCAACGGAGAUAAUGCAGGUUAAUCCCAACACGACGAUCGAAACAAAUGCUGUACUCACGAAGCCACCGAUCAUGUCGACGGUUGAGGUACCGACCAAGAACGGUAUCGAAUCAGCAAGCCGUGCGUCGGAGAAAAAAUCGGCCACCGCAGUAUCAAGCCGGAUGGCGAGCUCCAGCACCAUGGCAGCUCGAUCAGUGUCCGGCUCAUCAUUAUCAUCCGCGAUCGCUACCGGCACGACCUCGAAUCUCGAUGAAACGUUGGCGGCAGUUAUUGGUCACGUACCGAGCAAUCCGCACGUGCCGACCUCGCUCGAGCUACCAAUAACCGUCACCAAUCCGGUGAUUGCGAAAACGAGUACAGCCAGCAGCAGAAUUAACGCGGCACUUUUCCCCCUCACGACUACGGCCACGACCGUUUCUUCCCUUGCCGACACAAUACCAGCAGCUGCGGCAGCCGUGGUCCUAGUGUCCGGUGCGGAAGUCUCAGGUACGAUCGAUCGUGUUCCUUCCACAUCUUCAUUAGCAGACCUUCCGCACUGUUCCUCUCCCAUCUCCCAUCCCGACAAGAAAGGUAACGGUGAUGGGCAAACGUUCGAUGACGACGAAACAGAUGCGGUUCUGGAGGGUGAUGAGAAACCAUACCCACCAACGGCUGAACCGACGAUUGCAUCGUGUACGGAGCAGGACGAUAUUCAAAUUCCAAACACACCGGAAUCGCAACACAACAGCGAACGGCACCAGCAGCAGCUCGGUGAUGAAUUUAGCGAUGAUGGUGAAUGUGAGGACGAUGCACAAAACGACACCCGUAACCAUCUGCUAACAGACGAGGAUGAGGCGAACUCGAACUGUAGCGAGAUCAUUGCCAUCCAACCGAAUGUGGUGGUGCUGGAUGCUGCACUGUUGCUCAACAGUCCCCCGAACGAUGACGGCAUUGACGAUGAGAUGGAAAACGAUAGCGAAGAGGAGGAACACAACGAAAUGGUAGUGCAAGAACGGUCCUUCUUCGAACAGCAACCCCUACAACAGCCCCAACAUCGGUCGCGCAAUGUGGCCGCACGGUCAACAAACGGAGGUGGCAAUGAUGGCCGCCCGGAAACGUUGAACCUGGCUGAACAUCAUAAUAGUAGUAAUAACGACAGUGGUAUUGAUACUAGUGGUGCCGUAUGCGAAGGCAGCGCAUCAUCCGGUGCUGCUCGUGAAACUGGUCCCGUCGUACGUCGAACGAUCGUCGAACGAUAAAUGGUCCGGAAGGUGAAUUGGAGAGUUGUUUCUUGCUCUCUUUUUCAUUGAUCGUACGAAUCUACAAACACGGAUUUUCGUGCUGAAUGGAUCGUGCGAAAGUGUAGUGGGUAAUAUCUGCGGACAAUAUUUAUAGAUUCCUUCAUCUGCUAGGAAGGGUAUCUUCUUCUUUUCUGGCACUACAACCUCAAGUGGUCAUGGAAUGCCAUUUCUGGCUUUCCUAGACUUCAUUUACCCGUAGUAGGAUAGUCAGCCCUGCUUAAGGGGGUACACGCUCCGGGUGGGAUUUGAUGCACGGUGCUGUCGUGUAGAGACUGGCGCCGCUACCAUCUCUACCGUGCUAUCGGACAAAAGGAAGUGUAUCACCUAACAGAAGUUUGGUUAGAUUUGAUGGCCCAAUAUCCCUAGAAUUGCCUCAAACGAGAACACAACACAAGCCGUGUUACAAUGUAUGAUCAAUAACAGAUCGGUUAAGAAAAGCCUAUUUCACAUUGUACAUUUUAAAGUUAGAUCAAACCACGUGAACAUGUGUUUUUGUUUUUAUAGUUGGCUUCUAACGUGUGGCAAACGCUACCAGAUGUUCGUUCGCGCGUAGAUUGAACGUUUUAGUAAGAGUAUGAUUUUAGCACAUGCUUUUUAGAUGAGCGCUAGAGAAUAAGUAAGCUUUAGUACAUACCGAUAAGCCGCAUAAUGUACUUUCGUAAUGAGGCGGAAGUUUUUUUUUGUAAUUGCGUAAGGAGUAGUAUGAUUUUCUUGGGCAUCAAUAAUUUACGCUAAUUGUAAUGCCAGGGUCGAACGUUGAACCGCGACAAGUUUUCGAAGCAAGGAACAAAAGCCAACAAUAUUAUAGGUGAUUGGCUCUUUACUAUCACAUACUAUCGUCGAAUACUGCUUACUUUUAUGAUACAACAAAUCGAACAGAAAUGCUAGAGGAUGUUAGUAGUUUGAUUGCGAACAACACAAUUUUAAACGCAGCUGCAGCUUAUCAAAAGCUGUGUCAACACCUCGGGCGGCGCGGUACGAUCUUCGCGACGAAUGCGAAGGCCUUCUUGUAUAGAUCGUGUUCUAGAUUUUAAGAUUUUCGGUAGAGGUUAAACUACGCCCCAUGGUAGGAAAUGGCUUUCCAUCCUGUAUACUGUAUUGCAAUGAAACAAAAAAAAAAAUAUUGUGAAGCUUUGUAAAAAUGCAUACAAAUAAAUGUUAGUCAUUUCAAUCCUUA